Messenger RNA from Stomoxys calcitrans (stable fly), 2020 nucleotides. RefSeq names its product cysteine sulfinic acid decarboxylase. Gene Ontology annotation, biological process: carboxylic acid metabolic process. The record is from RefSeq and is a predicted model, not a curated record. Gene Ontology annotation, molecular function: pyridoxal phosphate binding; carboxy-lyase activity. Gene Ontology annotation, cellular component: cytoplasm. Lineage: Eukaryota; Metazoa; Arthropoda; Insecta; Diptera; Muscidae. The transcript has 6 exons. The coding region runs from base 228 to 1862 and encodes 544 amino acids.
GCUGUAGAGCGAGUUUAUAGAAUUCCCAGCCAGCACAACGUUCGCGGACUUCGACAGAGAAGGUUGCCUCAUUUCAUGUGCAAAACGAACGUCGAAGCUCUAAGUGGCCCAGUACUAGAGAAAAAAAAAAACGAAAUAAAUAAACAACAGCGGAAUUCGCGAGAAAUUGAAAUUUAAAGAGUAACACGCGCCAAUCGAUUUGCCAACACCCAAAACAUUUUUUCAAAAUGUUGUCAUACAACAGCAUCAGCACUCCAACUACACCCAGCCCCAAUCCCAGCAAUGGCAUUAGAGUGGGUGCUUCUACUUCAGCAGUAAUUAACAAUAGUUUGCAAUCAACACCAUCAGUCCCCAAGGAAGUUGCAGAGAUACGUCUCAAUUUGGCCAACGAUUGGAAAGUGUUGCGCUCUGUCCACCAAAUGUUGGUGGAUGAGAAAGCAUUUUGUGCCAAUCCCGAUGAAUGGCAUGAGAAAAUUGUGAAUUUUGUGCAGCCAGAGGAAUUGAAGAAAUUGAUUGAUUUAAAAAUCGAAGAAAAUCAAAAGUAUUCACUGGAAGAGAUACAAAAGAUAUGCCAGCAAGUGAUCAAGUAUUCGGUGAAGACAAGUCAUGGACGUUUUCACAAUCAAUUGUUUGGACAAAUGGAUCCUUAUGGUUUGGCUGGCAGUUGGAUAACGGAGGCCCUCAACACAAGUGCUUACACAUUUGAAGUGGCGCCAGUGUUCUCAUUGGUUGAGACCGAGGUGGUGCGUAAAGUAUGCGAAUUAUGCGGCUAUGGUCAAGGUGAUGGCAUAUUCUCGCCCGGUGGAUCAAUAUCAAAUAUGUAUGGUGUAGUCUUGGCUCGCUAUCGAAGUUUCCCCAACAUCAAGUCUUCUGGCAUGUUUGGCAUGCCGCCUUUGGUUUUGUUUACCUCUGAGGAAUCCCACUACAGCUUCAAAAAAGCUGCCCAUUGGCUGGGCUUUGGUGUUGAUAAUUGCGUGAUAGUCAAAACCAAUGCCAAGGGACAAAUGCUUCCUGAAGAUUUGGAAAUUAAGAUUAUCGAGGCCCAGGGUCAGGGCAAGAUACCGUUGUUUGUCAAUGCCACAGCGGGAACCACAGUUUUGGGAGCUUUUGAUGAUUUCAAUCGUAUUGCCGAUGUGUGCCAGCGAUAUGGUCUUUGGAUGCAUGUAGAUGCUUGUCUGGGAGGUUCAGCAUUGCUCUCCUACAAAUAUCGCAACCUACUUAAGGGUCUAGAACGUUCGGAUUCCUUUUCCUGGAAUCCCCAUAAAUCUUUGGGAACUCCAUUGCAAUGUGCCCUCUUUUUGACACGUCAUGCCGAACUUUUGCCGCAGGCCAAUAGCACGGCCGUGCAUUAUCUCUUCCAGCAGGAUAAGUUCUAUGAUAUCAGCUACGAUACAGGCAAUAAGAGCAUACAAUGUGGUCGCAAAAUUGAUGCCUUUAAAUUUUGGAUCAUGCUUAAGGCUAGAGGUUAUGGCAGUUUUGGACGUUUAGUGGAUCAUGCCUUGGAUAUGUCCAAAGUGUUUAUGGACAAGCUGAGGCAAAGGCCCGGAUUCCGUUUAGUAUUGGAUGAUUAUCAGUAUGGCAAUGUGUGUUUCUGGUAUGUGCCCAAGGCAAUGAGAGAACAAACAGAGGAUGACAAAUGGCGGCAAAAGCUUUAUGAGGUGGCUCCCAAAGUCAAAGAGCUUAUGAUUCGUCAGGGUACCCUUAUGUUGGGCUAUUCACCUUUGCAGUAUCGUAAUAUUGGUAACUUCUUCCGCAUGGUCUUCACCUGCUUCCCCAUUAUGGAUGAAUCAGAAUUGGAUUUCAUUUUGAAUGAGAUCGAAAGAUUGGGCGAUUGUACUAGUCUAUCAAAUGGAUGUCUUUGAAAGGCUUCUUUCCCCCCUUAUGUAGUUCAAACAAAUCACAUAUUCAGCCAUUUUGUUUACCUUAGUUUUAAGAUAGUCAUACUUAAAUUUAGGCUAUAAGAACUUUUAUACGUAUUACCACAGAUUUAAUUUUAAAUAAAAUUUAUUAUUAAUUGAAA